Messenger RNA from Prorocentrum cordatum, 321 nucleotides. NCBI's taxonomy places the organism in Eukaryota, Dinophyceae, Prorocentrales, Prorocentraceae. The record is from the annotation of a GenBank genome assembly.
AUGGUCGCAUUGGGCAUCGAGCUCUUGUCCGUCGGCACCACGGUUGUCCUCGAUGGGGCAGCGCAGAAGCAUAUCGAAGGCUGGCGACAGAAACUCCAGGAGGCUGCCGCGUCGUGCGUGUUGGACCUCCUGGACGCCUUGGCAGUUCGGCGAGCAAUCAAGGGUGAACCUGAAUCCUUGGAUGCCUGGCGGGAAGGUGACGUGGAGUUCACGCGGAACUUGCAGGAUACUUUGGAGGCAGGCCGUUCUAUUGCGGUCCUGGCGCUCCACCGUGACGCAACACCACAGGCCAGAGACACGCACUCGAGCAACUGUCUUUGA